Messenger RNA from Calypte anna (Anna's hummingbird), 1083 nucleotides. It is a transcript of the gene PSMG2, whose product is annotated as proteasome assembly chaperone 2. The transcript is spliced from 8 exons. Gene Ontology annotation, biological process: proteasome assembly. Lineage: Eukaryota; Metazoa; Chordata; Aves; Apodiformes; Trochilidae. Gene Ontology annotation, cellular component: nucleus; cytosol. Bases 105 to 911 code for a protein of 268 amino acids. The record is from RefSeq and is a predicted model, not a curated record.
AGCGCGAGGAGGGCGGUUACGGGCGUUCGUUACUCCCCGCCCCGCUGAGGAGAGCGGAGCGCUGCAGCUGCCGUGUGUCCUCCCGUCCUCCUUCCCCGGACGCUAUGUUUGUUCCUUGCGAGCGUGGCGGGGGUUCCGCCAGCUCGGACUUUAAAGGUUUUACUCUACUUAUGCCAGCAGUGUCAGUGGGAAAUGUUGGUCAACUGGCAAUAGAUCUAGUGAUUUCCACAUUCAACAUGACUAAAGUUGGUUACUUCUACACUGAUUGCCUGGUGCCAAUGGUUGGAAAUAAUCCGUAUGCAACAGCAGAAGAAAACUCAACAGAGCUGAGUAUAAAUGCUGAAGUGUAUUCCUUACCUUCAAAGAAACUUGUUGUUCUGCAGAUCAGAUCACCUUUUAUAAAGAACAAGUACAGGCCAUUCUGUCAAACACUGCUUUCUUGGGUGGAAAGCAGCAAAUGUGCCAGAGUUGUUCUUCUGUCUAGCAGCCAUGCCUAUCAGCGCAAUGAUGAGCAACUUCUUGGGACACCACUGCGCUACCUACUUACACCUGAUCUUGAGAAGGCAGUUGGAGGCCUUAUGCAGGAGCUAAACUGGAAAGAAAUGGAAAAAGUAGCAGCUUACCCUGGAAUAAAUGACACAGAAAAAGUUCUACACAUUCCUGGAGGUGGCAUCACAAAACUAUUGUUUACUGAGAGCUGUUCGAAAGGAAUCCAAAUGGCAGUUCUUCUGAAAUUCUGCUCAGAAGGUGACAACAUCCCUGAUGCAUUUGCUCUUGUUAACUAUCUUAAUGAGUGGCUGCAGUUAAUUAAAUGUGAAGAUAAUAAUUACACAGAUACUUCCUCACAGUGGAAAAUACCAAGUUCCUGGCGCUUACUUUUUGGCAGUGGUCUUCCACCUGCACUCUUCUGAUCAGUUUUGAAUUGUUCUGUAAGUCGUGUGUAGUUCCAAACAUCCUCCUGGAAGGAGAAUACAUAGUAAUUGCCAAGCACCAUCAGGUUAAUUCAUUGUGUACAUAAAUUCUUUAUUUAAGAAAAGUUGUUUUCACCUGUGUGGGUAGCUAAAGGAAAUUUUGGAAACCUCC